Messenger RNA from Pocillopora verrucosa, 2457 nucleotides. The record is from RefSeq and is a predicted model, not a curated record. Lineage: Eukaryota; Metazoa; Cnidaria; Anthozoa; Scleractinia; Pocilloporidae.
AUGGCGGUCUCCCGAUCGAAUUUAUCGCUCUUAGCGUGUUUUUUACUACUUUCAUUUUCUACCAUCGUAGAAACACAAAAUGAGGACAGCGGUAAAGUCAAAGAGAAGGAAGCUGCCGAGAAAGAGAAGAAAUACAGUGCGAUCCACACAGCAUUCCUACUUGUUAUGAUGUUUUUGUUGAUUAUCACUGUGCUAACUGUGUGGAUUUUUAAAGUUAAGCGUUGGCGCUUUCUGCACGAGACAGGAUUUUGUAUGAUAUACGGUCUGGUAAUUGGCUUUCUCAUAAAAUAUCUUAGUGGAAAUAAGAGAGUGGCAGUUACUCACUCAAACUGUACCAUAAGUUCUGCAGCAAAGAAGCUGUAUAUCAGCACUCCAAAUGGUUCACUGUAUUCAUGUACGUUGUCUGGAGCAGUGCAGAAUUCUGGCGCUGAUCAGGGAAGUGAGCUGAAUCAGAUGGCUGUAUUUGAUCCUGAAAUAUUUUUCUAUGUUCUACUGCCACCAAUUAUUUUCUAUGCUGGAUAUGACAUGAAAAAGCGCUUUUUCUUCCGGAACAUUGGCGCCAUCCUUACAUACGCAUUUGUUGGAACAACCAUCUCGUGCAUGGUGUUUGGGGGGACAAUGUAUGCCUACACAAUGAUUGAUUCUCAUCAUAUAGACAAAAAUUUUGAUUUCCUGGAAUGCCUCUUGUUUGGAGCUCUGAUAUCAGCCACAGAUCCAGUAACAGUGCUGGCCAUUUUUCAUGACCUGCAUGUGGAUGUGGAUCUGUAUGCUUUGGUGUUUGGUGAAAGUGUUAUGAAUGAUGCCGUGGCAAUUGUUCUCUUCAGAUCUGUGGAGACAUAUCUGUUGGACAGCACAGGCACUGGAUUUCAAGUUGAUAAGUUCUUUGAGUCAGUGGGUGUCUUCAUUGGUGUUUUCUCGGGGUCUUUCUUUCUUGGUUUUGCUAUGGGUCUUGUUACUGCUCUUGUGACAAAACUCACCAAAAUCUCAGACUUUCCUCUCUUAGAGACGGCUUUGUUCUUCCUACUUUCAUGGACCACAUUCCUCAUGGCAGAGGCAGCCAAUCUAACAGGGAUUGUUACAGUUCUUUCUUGUGGAAUAUCUCAAGCUCAUUACACAUAUAACAAUUUGUCAGAGGAGUCAAAACAGAACACAAAACAGGCGUUUGCACUCUUAAAUUUUCUAGCGGAGAGUUUUAUAUUUUCAUACAUGGGGUUAUCUCUCUUCACCUUUCAACAUCACCAGUGGAAUGUUAGAUUUAUAUCAGUCACAUUUCUUGCCAUGACUUUGGGAAGGCUUUUAAACGUUUAUCCAUUGUCGUUUUUACUUAAUAUGGGAAGGCACAGAAAGAUUAGUUACAAAUUUCAGCAUAUGAUGGUGUUUGCAGGUUUGCGAGGUGCCGUUGCAUUCGCUUUGGCCAUGCGCAACACGGUAUCAGUUCCUCGUCAGAUGAUGUUGACGUCAGUACUAAUUGUGGUUUUUGUAACUGUUAUUUUCAAUGGAAGUGCUACCAUGUGGGUACUCUCACUUUUGAAGAUAAGAGUUGGCGUAGAUCCUGAAGAAGAAGAUAAGGGGUCUACCUAUGUUUCGGUGAGCACUGAAAUAGAUGACAAUCGUAGAUCUGCGCAGUCUCAUUACGAAAGAGCUUGGAUCUUUAGAAUGUGGUAUGACUUUGAUGUGAAGUAUAUGAAACCUAUUUUUACCAACUAUGGCCAGCCUCUGACAGAGACUUUACCGGGAUGGUGCGGUCCUCUUGUAAGAUUCCUCUCAAGAUCGCGGCCUGAUGCAAAGGCAGAAACAGAACUGAGUUUUACCGACGAAGAUACGGUCAGACUUGCCAGCGGCAUUGUGAAAAGUGGUGAGCCGCCUGAUCAGAUAAUGGAAGGAGAUGUUGAAUUAGGUGCUGUGCAAAUGACAAGCAGAGCAUAAAUCAUUUUCAUCAAACCGAAGGUUUCUGUAGGUAUUUAGUUGCUAGUUGCUCGGUCUGGUCAGGUAGUUGUGACAGGAUGUCGACUUAAAGGAGAGCUUAAAAGAGAGCUUAAAAGCUGUCUCUAUUACUGUGAAAAUCUUUGAUUGUAAGCUAGCUGUCUUUAAUUGUUAAAUUGUAAGUAAUAAGAGUGUUUGGAAUACGCGCAUUGGUCAAUCAAGGCCAAUUAAUUGGUUCGGUCUUACAUAGUCUUGUAAAAGUUUAAAAGAUUCCGCUCUUCGUGAUUAGUGUUAUAUCGUUAUUGACUUUCUAUCGUUAUUGACACUCUGAUUGCAGUUUUUUUUUACCCCUUUAUUGAAUGUACAAUUUUGAAAUAGUCUUUCCUCUCGUAACACUUUAUUGGAGAGGAAUAAUGUCUUUAUGGUUUGAAAACAUGUUAAGUUCAAAGCCGCAUGAGAAGUGGAUUUUUUUUACAAUGUUAAUUUGCUAAUUUGCUAUAAUUAAAUUUAAUUUCAAUUAUGUUGUUGAAUAAA